AUGAGUCCGAGAAUGUACGCGGGCCAAGUUAACGCGCCGGAGUUUCCCGCCGGGCUGGAAUGGCUGAACAUCGACAAGCCGCUGUCCAUGUCGGACCUGCGCGGCAAGUUGCGGAAACUAGAAGAAAAAUACGCCGACGAAUUGGUCGUAGUAGGAGUGCAUUCCGCAAAGUUCGCCGCCGAAAAGGAUCACGAGAAUGUGCGAAAGGCAGUGCUGCGCUAUGAGAUUGAGCACCCGGUGGUCAACGACAAGGACUUCCAGGUGUGGCAGCAGUACGGCGCUCGCGCAUGGCCCACGCUAAUGUUCAUCGACCCCGAAGGGAAGUUGCUGGGCAAGCACGAAGGCGAGUUCGCUGUCACGGACCUCGACGGCCUGUUCUCAAAGAUGAUAGCGGAGUACGACAACAACCAACUCGUCAACCGAACGCCCUUAACCCUAAGCCUAGAGAAGGACAAGGAGUGGGAGCGCGCGCUGUCAUUCCCAGGCAAGGUGCUUGCGGACGAGGCGUCCGACAGGCUGUUCAUCGCCGACUCCAACCACAACCGGAUCGUCGUUACAGACCUGCGCGGAAAGCUGCUCGAAGUCGUCGGAAGCGGCGAGCACGGGCUACGCGACGGGGGCUAUUCAGAGGCGCAAUUCUACGAUCCGCAGGGCAUGGCCCUCAGCGGCGAUACGCUGUAUGUCGCGGACACGAAGAACCACGCACUGCGAGAAAUUGAUCUAGCGAAUCAAAGCGUAAAAACCAUCGCGGGGACCGGCGAGCAGGCACGAAUGUACCAUCGCGGAGGCAACGCGCGAUUCGUGCAGCUCAACUCGCCGUGGGACGUGGUCGUGGAUGGCAUGAAUCUGUACAUAGCAAUGGCUGGUUUUCAUCAGCUAUGGCGCUACGACCUGCUCACUAAGGAAGCCAACCCAUACGCGGGGAAUGGGCGCGAGCGCAUCACAGACGGCGUCCUUUCCAAUGCCGAACUCGCGCAGCCGAGCGGCAUCGUGAGCGAUGGCGAGAAGCUGUACUUCACGGACAGCGAGACAAGCGCCGUGCGGUCAGCUGACAUAAACGGAAAAGGACAGGUUGAGACCAUCGUCGGGCUGCAUCUGUUUGAGUUCGGCGAUGUGGAUGGCAUCGGUGACGAGGUGCGCCUACAGCAUCCCAUCGGAAUUGAGUUGCACGACGGUGUGCUAUACGUCGCGGACACUUACAACAACAAGAUAAAGCGCAUCUACCCUGCCACUCGCGGGGCGACAUCGUACCUCGGCAUAGGCACGCCGGGCCAUGAGGACGGUGCCGGCGCCUUCGCGCAGUUCCACGAGCCGGCCGGUCUAAGUGUGGCGCGCGGCAAGCUCUACAUCGCCGACACGAACAACCACGCCAUCCGAGUGGCGGACCUCGAGACGCGCGAAGUGAGCACGCUGGAGAUCGAAGGGCUGUAA
Molecule: messenger RNA, 1431 nt
Organism: Geodia barretti
Lineage: Eukaryota; Metazoa; Porifera; Demospongiae; Tetractinellida; Geodiidae
Source: the annotation of a GenBank genome assembly